Molecule: messenger RNA, 657 nt
Organism: Aphanomyces astaci
Lineage: Eukaryota; Oomycota; Saprolegniomycetes; Saprolegniales; Verrucalvaceae
Exons: 4
Coding region: 86-481 (131 amino acids)
Biological process (GO): mRNA 5'-splice site recognition; spliceosomal snRNP assembly; mRNA splicing, via spliceosome
Cellular component (GO): U1 snRNP; nucleus
Molecular function (GO): pre-mRNA 5'-splice site binding; zinc ion binding
Source: RefSeq, a predicted model, not a curated record
GAUUGGUCCAAAUUGGAGGGGUACUUUGUGUGUGGCAUACAACACACCGACGGACGAGUGCCGAGAUCGGUGAAGGAAAGAGAGCAUGCCGCGAUACUACUGCGACUACUGCGAUACGUACUUGACCCAUGACUCGCAAGCUGGGCGCAAGCAACACAACCGCGGGUGGAAACAUCGAGAAAACGUCAAACUUUACUACGAAGCCAUGCUCCAGGGCCAAGGAGCGACCAUGACACCUGGUGCAUGGCUACGUCCCGAUGCCGCACGUCCUCCCGGCGGCGGCGCGCCACGACCUCCGCCCAUGAUGAACAUGCGGCCUCCUAUGGGCAUGGGUAUAAACCCCAUGGGCAUGAACAUGCAACCUCCGCCCAUGAUGAUGGGCAUGCGACCUCCUCCUCCGAUGGGUGGCAUGUUUCCUCCUCCACGUGGCCCGCCUCCAGGAAUGGUUCCUAUGAUGAUGCGUCCACCGCCUGUAACUUAACAAGAUACUUGAGAUUCCCCGUCGUCGGUUCACAUGGCGUCCCCAUGGCCACAUCUCCCACGGAGCUCUGUAUUGCAUAUCCAAGACCAUAGGGAACGAACCAGACGUCAGUCACAUGCUCAGCUUAAAGUACCCUCCGAUCACCACGUUCCUCUCCAAAUACAUUUGGACAGCGU